AUGAAGCUCUUUGAAAGCAAACAUUUGUUUGACUACAGUUGGGAACAAGUGACAGCUGCAAAUUGGCAAAAAUAUCCCAACGAGUUAUCCACACAUGUUGUCAGUGUCGACAUUUUGAACAGGGAAAUCGAUGUGGAAAAGAGUGUUUUAAGGACUGAAAGAUUGAUCGCAUGUAAACAAGCUAUCCCUCAUUGGUUGCGUGCCAUCGUCGGAGCAGAUGAAUACUCGUACGUCAGAGAAAUCAGCGAGGUGGAUUUGAAAACUAAAACUUUGAUCAUGAAAUCCGCCAAUAUGACAAUGAGCCAUUUGCUUUUGGUGAAUGAAACUGUGGUUUACCGUCCUGACCCAAGCAUGCCUGAGAGCAAAACUUUAUUUGAACAGGAGGCAGAAAUCACCGCAUUUCUGUCCUGGUCCAGCAUCUGCAACAAGAUCGAAGAUUGGUCCGUGGAAAGAUUCGGCCAGAACGCAAAGAUUGGAAAAAAUGGCUUCGAAAUGGUGUUACAGUCAUUGUCAGAGAAGUGGGAAGAGUCUGGCUUGUUUGUCAAGGAUGUUAGUAAUAGCAUUAUGAAAGAAAUCGACGAGGUCAAUGAUUUGACGCACGAUGUGUUGGUCGAUGUUUCUGAGAAGACGCAAGAAGUUUUCAGUGAAGUGAGCGAGAAAACUACCAGUGUCUUAAGCGAAGUUAGAAAGUUGCGUGGCGUGUGGGGCAGAGGAUAG
Molecule: messenger RNA, 717 nt
Organism: Clavispora lusitaniae ATCC 42720
Lineage: Eukaryota; Fungi; Ascomycota; Pichiomycetes; Serinales; Metschnikowiaceae
Gene: UPS2
Biological process (GO): phospholipid transport
Cellular component (GO): mitochondrial intermembrane space
Molecular function (GO): phosphatidic acid transfer activity
Source: RefSeq, a predicted model, not a curated record